AUGAUUUAUGAACUUUGUUAUGUGAUAAAAGAUGUGAAGAGAUGGAUUGGAGAAGUGAGAGGGAAGGAUUUGACAGAGACAUAUGCUUGGUCCUACAAGAGGUGUUUGUUGAGAAGCCUCUUUGAUUACGCAGAAACUUUUAUAUUUGGUGAAAGGAAAGCUUCCAUGUUGAACAAGGAGAUUCAUGUUCAAGUACAUGAUGGAGAGGGCAAGCAGUUGAAGCAGAAGCAACCAUUGAUACCGGAAGAACUUCAACUUGAAAGAUUUCCAUAUUUCAAACCAAAUUCUCAGGAUCAGCUAUCAUCAGAAAUAAGCUCUGAUAGGUCCACAUUACCGGAUGAAAGUGAAUCUUGUAAGGUUGAACCAGACAGACUUGUGGACACAGGCAAACAAGACCUAGAGACAUCAUUUUCAAUUUCAUUAUCAUCAUCUUCUUCUUCUUCAUCAUUAUCUCCCUUGACAGGAAGUAAGAGAUUUUCAAUAGGAGCUUUUGGUUUGUUUCGCAACUUGAUCACCUGUGGAGCCUUAGAUCCAAACGACGAUGUUGUGGUCAGGCUGAACCAAGCUCAUAAAACUGUUUCUAAGAACUCUAACACCCUCGAUGAUGGUAAUGUUAAUGCACAGAUUCGCAAACAUGAUAGAUUUGGAGGAUCAGCUAGGAAUCUUGGAAGUUGUUGGAAUCCCCAACAGGAGCAUCAUGAAGUCAGAAAAAGCUGUGAUGAGAAGAGCACAAACAAGAACAAGAAGAAGCUAGGCGAGUUUCUGAACCAGAUUUCUCACAAACCAUUUGGAGGGUCAAUUUUCUCUAGAUGA
Molecule: messenger RNA, 813 nt
Organism: Neltuma alba
Lineage: Eukaryota; Viridiplantae; Streptophyta; Magnoliopsida; Fabales; Fabaceae
Exons: 3
Coding region: 1-813 (270 amino acids)
Source: RefSeq, a predicted model, not a curated record